CUGCUCUCUAAAUAUUUGCUUUGAGAAUUGGGCUCUCCCAAACAACGAGUAGCAUAGCAUGUAGUAUUAGCAGCAGCAUAUGUUGUUGUUUGUGGUCAUCCCUUACAGCAGUGUUGAUCAGAAGAAGACUAUAUAAUAGCCUUUGCUCCAAUCACUUCCUCUUGUUCAUGCCAUAAACUAAACCCUUUCUACAGUUACAAAUCUAUGCUACUCCACAAAGACUCUUUUUGCAUGAGACAUCCUCUCUCUUAAAAAACCCCUUCUUCAGUCAAACCUCCCCAAUCAUACUUUUACCAUUUCACCACUCACACUUUUCUCUCCCUCUUAUAAUAACAACAACUUCCUCAUAUAUACACUUACUCUCCUUCAAUAGGGUAACUUUUUCAAUUUGGUUGCUACCCUUUUGUUCUCUUUUGGACUAUAUAUUGUAUAUUGAAGCCUAAAAGGUUUUGAAGAAAAAAAAAAGUGAUGAGAAACUCUGAAGCACCAACACAUGGUGGCAUGAUGGAGAUAGAAGCAACAACAAGGCCUUCAGGGAAUGGUUCGACAACAACCCUACCAGGGUUGAGUCCUCUGAGUGAGACCCUUUGGAGGGAGAAGGCCAACACUGCAGAGAUCAUUGGUGAUGUCUCAGCAAGGCUCACAUGGAAGGAUCUGACUGUGAUGGUAACUCUCAGCAACGGUGAGACACAGAAUGUUUUGGAGGGUCUAACUGGUUAUGCUGAACCAGGAACCUUCACUGCUCUCAUGGGACCCUCUGGCUCAGGAAAAUCUACUCUUCUUGAUGCACUUUCUAGUCGUUUAGCUGCAAAUGCCUUCCUUUCAGGCACCAUCCUCCUCAAUGGGCGCAAAGCAAAACUCUCUUUUGGCACUGCCGCCUAUGUGACACAAGAUGACAACUUGAUCGGUACCCUAACGGUGAGAGAAACGAUAUCAUAUUCAGCUCGUUUGCGUUUGCCGGAUAACAUGCCAUGGGCAGAUAAACGUGCUUUGGUUGAGAGCACCAUUGUGGCAAUGGGGCUCCAAGAUUGUGCUGACACAGUGAUUGGAAAUUGGCACUUGCGUGGGAUCAGUGGUGGGGAGAAGAGAAGGGUCAGCAUUGCCUUGGAAAUCUUGAUGAGGCCAAGGUUGCUUUUCCUUGAUGAGCCAACCAGUGGACUUGACAGUGCUUCAGCUUUCUUUGUGACUCAGACCCUACGUGCCUUGGCAAGGGAUGGAAGAACCGUGAUAGCCUCUAUUCAUCAACCAAGCAGUGAAGUGUUUGAGCUAUUUGACCAAUUAUACUUGCUCUCUAGUGGCAAAACUGUUUAUUUUGGGCAAGCUUCAGAGGCAUAUGAGUUCUUUGCACAAGCUGGCUUUCCAUGUCCUGCUUUGAGGAACCCUUCUGAUCACUUCCUCAGGUGCAUCAAUUCUGACUUUGACAAAGUCAAGGCCACCCUUAAAGGGUCCAUGAAACUCAGGUUUGAGGGAAGUGAUGAUCCUUUGGACAGGAUCACUACUGCGGAAGCUAUCAGAACUCUUAUUGACUUCUACCGCACUUCUCAGCACUCUUAUGCUGCAAGACAAAAAGUGGACGAGAUAUCCAGAGUUAAAGGAACUGUGCUUGAAGCUGGAGGAAGUGAGGCUAGUUUUCUGAUGCAGUCGUACACCUUAACCAAACGUUCCUUCAUCAACAUGUCAAGGGACUUUGGCUACUACUGGCUUAGGCUUGUUAUCUACAUUGUGGUCACUGUUUGUAUUGGAACCAUUUAUUUGAAUGUGGGGACAGGCUACAACUCUAUUCUGGCUAGAGGUUCUUGUGCAUCUUUUGUCUUUGGUUUUGUCACCUUCAUGUCAAUUGGUGGAUUCCCUUCAUUUGUUGAAGACAUGAAGGUUUUCCAAAGGGAGAGGCUUAAUGGCCACUAUGGUGUCACUUCAUUUGUCAUCAGCAACACAUUAUCUGCAAUGCCCUUCCUGAUUUUAAUCACCUUUCUCUCAGGAACCAUUUGUUACUUCAUGGUUCGCCUACACCCUGGCUUCUGGCAUUACCUCUUCUUUGUGUUGUGCCUUUACGCCAGUGUCACAGUGGUUGAAAGCUUAAUGAUGGCAAUUGCUAGCAUUGUCCCCAACUUCCUCAUGGGCAUCAUUAUUGGAGCAGGAAUUCAGGGCAUAUUCAUGUUGGUCUCAGGCUACUUUAGGCUCCCACAUGAUAUUCCAAAGCCAGUGUGGCGCUACCCAAUGUCAUACAUCAGUUUCCACUUCUGGGCACUACAGGGUCAGUACCAGAACGAUUUGCGCGGCUUGGUAUUCGACAACCAGACACCGGACCUUCCGAAGAUACCGGGCGAAUACAUCUUGGAGAAAGUGUUCCAAAUUGAUGUCAACAGAUCAAAGUGGAUAAACCUGAGUGUGAUCUUCAGCAUGAUUGUGAUCUACCGCAUCAUUUUCUUCAUCAUGAUCAAAGUCAACGAGGAUGUUACGCCUUGGGUGAGAGGGUACCUUGCUAGGAGGAGAAUGCAGCAGAAGAGUGGAGCACAGAACACUACUAUUGCACCUGAUGUUCUCACUCAGUCACCAUCUCUCAGAACCUAUGUUUCCACUCAAACAAAAUGAAGGCAUCAAAGUUUGACUCAAAUAAUGAAGCUUUCAUUAUCAAGUAGGGAUUAGACAAAUAUAUAUAUAACUUAAAAUUCUUCUUCUUAUUUUUAUACAUUCUUGGUCUUUAACAAUGUUGACAUAUACUCCAGAACUUCCCUAAGAAUGGGAUGAGUAAUAUGAAACUCUGGAGUGUUUUAUUAUUAAGUCUUCAACGCCCACUGUUCAUAAUUCUUUCUUAA
Molecule: messenger RNA, 2816 nt
Organism: Glycine soja
Lineage: Eukaryota; Viridiplantae; Streptophyta; Magnoliopsida; Fabales; Fabaceae
Product: ABC transporter G family member 11-like
Exons: 10
Coding region: 469-2592 (707 amino acids)
Cellular component (GO): membrane
Molecular function (GO): ATP binding; ABC-type transporter activity; ATP hydrolysis activity
Source: RefSeq, a predicted model, not a curated record